AUGGCAGAGGCAUUGCGUCCUUUGGUAGAUUUUCCACCAUCGCCAUGGAGUGCAGAAUACUUGGCUUCUUUAUCCCCAAGUGAUUCGGAAAUCAAAACGUACACCGAACGAGUUGAUGAGCUAAAACUUCAAGUUAAAAAUAUGCUAAAUGGUUCUGCAAAUGAUGCAGUGGAGAAAGUAAAACUAAUUGACUUGCUACGCCGCCUUGGCAUAUCCUAUCACUUUGAAAAUGAGAUUGCAAAUCAACUCGCUACCAUUUUCAAUUCCAAAUCCAUCGAUGCUGAUGAACUUGAGUACGACCUAUACACCGUUGCACUUCUUUUUCGAGUAUUCAGACAACAUGGUCACAAAAUGUCUUGCGAGGUUUUUAACAAAUUCAAGGACGAAGAUGGUGAGUUCAAGAAGGCGCUAUCUAGUGAUGUGCAAGGCAUGCUAAGCCUGUAUGAAGCUGCUCAUUUGAGCGUGCAAGGGGAUGAUAUACUAGAUGAAGCCCUUGAUUACACAAUCGCCAAUCUCAAGUUUAUGGUAAACCAGUGUAGCUCUCAUCUUGCAAAACAUAUAGCUUAUGCCUUGCACCAACCUUUUCACAAGGGCAUAUGGAGGCUAGAGUCGAUGGGAUACAUUUUCUUCUACGAAGAAGAGGAGCUGCAUAAUGAAGUACUGAUUAAGUUCGCAAAAUUGGAUUUUACUCGCGUGCAAUUGUUGCACCAGCGAGAACUUGCCGAGCUUGCAAGGUGGUACAAGGAUAAACGAAUUGAUUCAGAAUUUUCUUACGCGAGACAGAGAAUUGCAGAAUGCUACUUGUGGGCAAUGGGUACUAGUUUUGAGCCACAAUAUGUAGAAAUUCGAAUCAACACCGCGAAAGUAAUACUUAGCCUAUCGAUCCUAGAUGACACAUUUGAUGCAUUUGGUACAAUUGAAGAACUUCAACAAUUCACAGAUGCAAUUCAAAAGUGGAACAUAACUGCAACUCAUCGACUGCCAGAUUACAUGAAAUCUCUUUAUAAGAUGAUCAUGGGUGUCUACGAUGAACUUGAGAGUAACUUGAAGAAUAAAGAAAGAUCUUAUUGGGUCUCUUACGCCAAGGAUACGGUGAAACAAUUGGUGAAAGCCUACCACCUUGAAGCAGAGUGGUGCAACAACAAUUAUGUACCAUCAUUUGAAGAGUACAUAGAAAAUGCAUCAAUCUCAAGUGGUUAUCAUGCCGUUUCGGUCUUAUCUUUUGUUGGGAUGGAAGAAAUUGCAGGGAUGGAGACAUUUGAAUGGUUCAAAAAUUCCCCAAAGAUCGAUCGAGCCACACGUAGAAUGUGUCGUUUGAUGGACGACAUAGUGUCAACCAAGGACGAGAAAAAGAGAAGCCAACAUGUUUCCACAAGUGUUGAGUGCUACAUGAAGCAAUACAAGAUUUCAUCGGAGAAGGAAGCAAUCGAACACCUUAAGAGGGAGAUUAAGGAUGCGUGGAAGGAUAUAAACGAGGAAUGCAUGGGACCAACUGCCCUAUCGAUGCCUCUAUUAGUCCCAUUCCUUAACCUUGCUCGCGUAAUGGAUGUUUUCUACAAGCAUAAAGAUGGGUACACAAAUUGUGAGAGCUUGAAACAUUACAUCAACUCCUUGUUCAUCGAGGGCAUUCCAAUUCAAGACUAUAUAGAUCAAUAUUAGUUGAAAUACUCCUUAUAAACAGUCAUUCUGUGUUUGUUUUGCGGUAAAAUGAUUGUGUUUUCCUUAUUACCCAAAAAAUUCUCGGGGUCGUUGUCCCCAAACCGCCAAUGCCCUCUCAUUCCAAAUCCUGGCCUACAACCUUGUAUGCGAGUGUAUAUUAUUUA
Messenger RNA from Tripterygium wilfordii, 1823 nucleotides. RefSeq names its product probable terpene synthase 6. Gene Ontology annotation, molecular function: terpene synthase activity; magnesium ion binding. Gene Ontology annotation, biological process: diterpenoid biosynthetic process. The record is from RefSeq and is a predicted model, not a curated record. The transcript is spliced from 6 exons. Bases 1 to 1659 code for a protein of 552 amino acids. Lineage: Eukaryota; Viridiplantae; Streptophyta; Magnoliopsida; Celastrales; Celastraceae.